Fulmarus glacialis (Northern fulmar) is the source of this 447-nucleotide messenger RNA. Its product is annotated as metalloprotease TIKI2-like. Gene Ontology annotation, cellular component: organelle membrane. The annotation marks the transcript as partial. The transcript has 2 exons. The record is from RefSeq and is a predicted model, not a curated record. Gene Ontology annotation, molecular function: metalloendopeptidase activity; Wnt-protein binding. Gene Ontology annotation, biological process: negative regulation of Wnt signaling pathway. Lineage: Eukaryota; Metazoa; Chordata; Aves; Procellariiformes; Procellariidae.
CAAGGAGAGCUCAACUCCUUCCUCUGGACCAUCCGCCGCGACCCCCCUGCCUAUCUCUUCGGCACCAUCCACGUGCCCUACACGCGGGUGUGGGACUUCAUCCCCGACAACUCCAAGGCCGCCUUCCACGCCAGCUCCAGCGUCUACUUCGAGCUGGACCUCACUGACCCCUACACCAUCUCGGGGCUGGCCAGCUCGGACCAGCGGGGAAAAGGGCUCUACGCCGACUACCUCUUCAACGCCAUCGCUGGCAACUGGGAGCGCAAGAGGCCUGUCUGGGUGAUGCUCAUGGUGAACUCCUUGACGGAGACGGACAUCCGCUCCAGAGGGGUGCCGGUGCUCGAUCUCUACCUCGCCCAGGAGGCCGAGAGGAUGAAGAAGACGACGGGUGCAGUGGAGAGGGUGGAGGAGCAGUGCCACCCGCUGAACGGGCUCAACUUCUCCCAG